GCGGUGCACUGAAACUUUCGAAUCCGCUCUAAGAUUGAGGACUAAGAUGGAAUUCUGCAUCAUCAUUGUUACAGGCUUCUACGUAAUAGUAUGUGGCUCCUGCACCAGCAUCAACGUCAUUUCUACCGGAGACGGCAAGAUGUACAAUACACACGACUACGGCGUUGACGUCAAGACUAUCUCAUCACUUCUCUUCCGGGUGAAGGGAUGCCACGAUGGUUACAUACGUCUGUAUGAUGGUCCUGACUUUUCUACUGCCAAGAAGGCAUACAUAUUACUCGGUGGAUGGGGAAAUGAUAAAUGUUUGAUGGAACCCUGCAGUGGCUGUUCCACCCGAUACUCGCAACGAUAUCCGUACUUAAACUGCAAUGAGAUGAGACCAAUGUGGGUCAACUGGACCGGCAGACUGCUUAGCGUCGGUGAGGGGGAUUAUGUUGGAGAACAGAUGUUCAUGUUUACUAAUGAGCAGAGGGACUUUGAUGUCCAGUACUUUGCAGUUGGAUCCGGUUGGAACCGAGUAUUUGACUGGGAAUUUGAUGGCAAGGCUGGGAACUACUUUGAGCGGGUGGUGCCUAAUGGUUGGAGUACACGUCAAAUGCUGUCUUCACUGACGUCCAACUCUAAGUUUAAGUGCAUCAUGAGUUGUCAAGGCAGGAUCAGAUGCAGAUCAAUCAGCUACCAGAACACGACCAACAUCUGUCAGUUAUACUUCGAACGAUCACGACCCGUUGAUAUCGACCCUGACAACACUUGGGAAACAUGGAUGGAGAGAAAUGUGUAAAUGAUGCUCUUGGCGUCUACAUUUGACAUUGUGACUGAAAAUUAUGCACCCGCUAUCUUUUCGAGGAAGAAUCGAAAUUAAGGUUAUCUCAAACUUCCCCGAUUACCGCUCAGACACAAAUCCAGUGUUGUGGACCUCUCUCUUUGUGACAUUAAACUAACAAAAACUAGUAGCUAUACCUUGUGCUUUGUGUCUCGUAUAUGUACCCCGCACGAUGUAGCAGGAGUGUUUCGUUUGUUUGUUCGUUCGUUUUGUUUAAUGCAGCACUCAGCAAUAUUCCAGCUACAUGACGGCGGUCUGUAAA
Molecule: messenger RNA, 1085 nt
Organism: Haliotis rufescens (red abalone)
Lineage: Eukaryota; Metazoa; Mollusca; Gastropoda; Lepetellida; Haliotidae
Exons: 3
Coding region: 47-781 (244 amino acids)
Source: RefSeq, a predicted model, not a curated record